Messenger RNA from Lactuca virosa, 2594 nucleotides. NCBI's taxonomy places the organism in Eukaryota, Viridiplantae, Streptophyta, Magnoliopsida, Asterales, Asteraceae. The record is from the annotation of a GenBank genome assembly.
GUCAAGUUCUUCAACACAUGCACACGGUAAACGAUUCACAUGGGUUCAUAUUUUGGGUAUGAUCUAUUUUUCUUUUUUGGAAAUCAAUUCACAGGUUCAGAUGGAAAUUAAUUCACAAGUUUGCACUUUAACACACACUGACACACCCACGAACAAUCUAUUUUAUGGGUGUGCUCUUCCAGAACAACAAAUAAAAUUGAUUGAGAAGUUGAAUACAUAUCAGGGAACGAAAUCGAUUUCGAAUCUGUCAAGAUUCAACCACCGUCAAUCUCUCAAGAAUCAAACUCAGUUAACCCUAAUGCAAUAUGAAAUUGAUUUUACGGGUGAAAUCGACCCAGGAAUGUCUUUUCUUUAUCACAUAUUGCUGGAUUAAUAGGUGUGUGUGUGUAUGUGUUUUUGAUCGCCGCUCUCACCGAUCCUGUUUUUCUUAUUUGAUUUUUAACAAGAAGAUGUGAUAGAUGAUAAUAACGAAGACAAACUGGUGGUGUGAUGAAAAAGUGGGUUUUAUGUGUGUGUUCCACUUUCCUCAAAUUUGUAGGUACAAGAUAAUAAACAAACGAGAAUAUGGGACAGAGAUGGAGAUUCGAUGUCUCUUUCUUCUUUCUAUGUAAAAUUGAAGAACGAGUCUCAAGUUAUAGGUCUGUUAUGGCGAGAUGAAGACCGGGGGGUGGAGAUGGUCACAUAAGGAAGAUGAUGAAGAUCAUGAUAGGAUGUGGCAGAUGAUGGUGUUGGUUUUAUUCAUGUUGUGGGCUUGUGAUAUAGGUUAAUUUGAUGGUGCAAGUUCGGUGGUUGAAGAAGGAAGCUUAGGUUCAUCAUUCGUGAUGUAUGGAUGACGGUGUGUAAAAGGAACAUGAUGAAGGUUGAUGAUCCGAGAAACAAUGCAGAAGCAAGUCAAAGGUUACCUACGUGGUGUAUUUGGGCAGACUCUAUUUCCAAUUAUGCCCUUAGCAGAUAGCGAUAACUAGGGAUGUGAAAGAAAGGGUUAAAGUAGCCAAAAUCUGUGAUGUGAAUAGAGGACGACAGCCUGAAUUUUCAAGAACUUAGAAGAAGAUUGACAAUCAGAUAAGUGUUUGAAGAAAUCGAUGAUGAUGUUAAGCUGCCUGACAGUAGUAUUUGCUCUAUCUGUGAGUGACGUUACAGGUAGAGGGUCAAAAGAAUGGCGAGCAUCUGCUCCGGCUCCACCACCUGGGUUUAAUGAAGAAAAUGGCAAAGGGACUACACAUCAUCAUCAUCAGCAUGGAGUGUUGUGGUCUGAACUUGUUAUUGUGAUAGCAUUAGUUGUCAUGCUUGGGUUUGUGGUGAAUGUGGUGAUCAUAAGAUUAUUGAAGGAAAAAACGAAGGUGAAAAACACCAGCACCCCUGUUGUUGGAACUAAAACCUCCUCCCCAGUGUCAGUGUCAGUGAAGGAAGUAGUAAAGGUGGAAGACACAAAUCCAUAUCCAGGCCUUGUUUUUUUUGUAGAACAAGAGGAGCAAUUCAAUUUGCAGAACCUUCUGGAUGCAGGAGCUGAUCUGCAAAACCAAAACUACUGCAGCAGCCUUUACAAGGUUCAGCUUAACAACAACAACAACAAUUUUGCUUAUGCAGUGAAGCGAUUAAAGAAAUUACAGGCGCCAUGUGAGGAGUUUGAUCGCACAAUGGCAAUGGUUGGGAAGUUGAACCAUCAAAACAUUCUUCCCCUUGUAGCCUACAGUUGUCAGGGUGAAGAGAAGCUUCUCAUUUACAAGUAUCAAAACAAAGGGAGCCUCCUGGCACUCAUGGAAAGGAAUAUUGAGGGGAAGAUCGAAUUCCCAUGGAAAGUGCGGUUGUCUAUAGCGGUUGGAAUAGCAAGGGGUUUGGAUCACAUAUACAAAAGUGAUCCUGGCAUUCCCCAUGGAAACAUCAAGCUUUCCAACAUUUUGUUGAAUGAAAACAAGGAGGCAUUAAUAAGUGAAUACGGAUACUGGAAUAUGGUUGAUCCGAAAAGUGCUAGCUUGCAGAGAUCAAGUAAUGGCUAUGGCAGCUACACAGCCCCUGAGAAAUGUUUAUCGGAAAAAGGAGACGUGUUCAGCUUUGGGGUGAUUCUGUUGGAACUGCUGACAGGGAAGAUAGUGGAGAACAGUUACAGUGGUGGGUUGGACCUUCCAAAGUGGGUCAAGGCCAUGGUCAGAGAGGAGUGGACAGGGGAGGUGUUUGAUAAGGAGAUUGCAAAGGUUGGAAUGUAUGCUUUUCCUCUGCUGAAUGUUUCCUUAAAGUGUGUUGCCCAUUUUGCUGAGAACAGACCUUCCAUGGCUGAGGUUUUGGAGACGAUACUUGGUGUUGUUGUUGAGGCACAGGAAGAUUUUUCUUUUUCUUCCACCGACUCAACCCCCCCACACCCACACCCACACACACACGAUGCUGCUCAUGUGCUUUAUUCAGUUGCAGAGGAUAAGGAGGAGAGCUAGGCUAGGCUAGCUAAUAUAAACACCUCUCAAGUCUCGAUCAAUCAUUAACUAAUAUCUUGUACAUACAGAAACCAGAUUAGUAGUGCAUGUUUAUGUUUUGUUUUUCUACCAAUAACUCAAUGCCAUGGCUAUUAUUAUACUGUACGACAUUGUUCCACUUGAAGAAGA